Molecule: messenger RNA, 1101 nt
Organism: Aspergillus mulundensis
Lineage: Eukaryota; Fungi; Ascomycota; Eurotiomycetes; Eurotiales; Aspergillaceae
Exons: 1
Coding region: 1-1101 (366 amino acids)
Biological process (GO): double-strand break repair
Cellular component (GO): site of double-strand break; nucleus
Source: RefSeq, a predicted model, not a curated record
AUGUCUGUCUCUCCGUCGUCCGCAGCAACCGCGCGCUCCCCCAACCUGAACGUCCCCGCAACCCAAGGCACGGCGCCCGUGGUGAAGUUCAGGUGCCUCUUCACGCACGACUUGCGACGGAAAGCGAAGCGAUGGCAGGAUGGCUUUCUCCGAUAUCACACCUUCAACAAGCGGGUCAUGGUUUACGAUAAUACGGGAUAUUUCGUCGGAGAUCUUCAUUGGCGGGCACCGGAGGGAAUCCAGGACGGUGAUGAAUUGGAACUGGACAAGGGUGUGUUGAUACAAGUAUGCGAGCCACUGGAGAAGACGGAAACGGAUAUCUCCUCGCUAUAUCAGAACAAAAGCCAGCCAUCCCCGUCGCGCCCAAAUGAUGCUGCUCCGUCUUCCGUCCGCUCCACUCCGCGGCCAUUGGUCUCCCAGCAGGCUCCGCGUUCAUUGAACGACCUACUCGGUAUUAGGAGGACAUCAGCUCCACAACUACGUUCUCCCUACGAACAACGCAACGCGCAGAGACAAGCCAGUACGCCCCAACUACAUGAACGACCUGUGAAGCGUCAACGUACGUCUCCAGAGCGUAUCAGUCGGCCAGCGGAGAUCGUCGACUUGUCCGACUCACCCCCCAGACGACAAGGUCCAAUCGCAGAGACUCGUCCGGGGCAACCUUCAAACCAACAGGUCACGGCGCCCUUGCCCAACCCACCUUUAUCAAAUCUUUCAUAUACCGCCGCCGAGCCACCUCAACCGCCCCCCAGACGUCAAGGUCCAAUCGCAGAGACUCGCCCCGGGCCUCCUUCAAACCAACAGGCCACGACACCUUUACCUAACCCAACCUUACCGAACCGUUCAUCUACCGCCGGGAAACCCUCUCGACCAGCCGCCGAUCGUCGUACUCCGCAGUCGGGUCCACAGGACCCGAAACCCGUCAAUUCUGGCCCCGAGCCAUCUGUCAACACGCUUCGACUAGCUGUCAGCAAACCGCGCAAGAAGCUGAUGUACCAAGAGCCGACAGUUCCUGUCCAGAGGUCUCUGCCGCGAAAGCAGCUUUCUCGAUCAAUAUCCCAGUCAGUAUGUACUACACUACAGGUCAAUUUCCGCGACUGA